Molecule: messenger RNA, 4058 nt
Organism: Linum trigynum
Lineage: Eukaryota; Viridiplantae; Streptophyta; Magnoliopsida; Malpighiales; Linaceae
Source: the annotation of a GenBank genome assembly
AGAACAAAAGUAGCUAGGGGCGACUUCAAUUGCUUUUGGGCUAAAACAUUGCAUAUGAUCAAAUUGAAUUUAUGAGUGUGGCCAACUGGGGCAAGGCAAGGGUGCAUGCAUGGAACUGUAAUCUGUACAAGUCAAAAGACAAACAACAUUCAAUAUUACAAUAUAGUUUGCCAGUUGCCUGAAGCAUGAAAGACAAAUGGCUUCUCCCCCCUUGCCCAAAACCUGUUUCAUCAUUCACAAACACCUGAAGAAAAGCUGCCCUACUCAGCUCUGUGGCCCAUCCAUUUUGACUGCCUGCCCUGCCUCUUUUUACCUGGCUACUGGGAAUUACUGCAUCUUCUGAUGAGUUUCUGAUACCAUGUUUUUUUAUUUACUAUGCAUGUUUUCACCGCGACAUCAUUUGACCGUCCAAAUUAAUUGAAUAGUAGUAGUAACCUCUUGUUCGAUGAAGAACAUAUCGCGAUUUGCACCGAAUCCCAUCAGAACUCUCCAAAGUCGAACUACUGUUUGUAGAUAAGGAAUGUGAGCAGCUGCAACAAGUCAAAGAUACCCAGCUAUGGCAGAGGGGUUGAUGGUGAUGGACACUAUAUUAUAUUGGCUUGUCAGUCCUAAUGGAAAUGAUGAGCAUAAUAUAUAAUAGGAGAUAGCUGUAACAUUUCAAAAGACAUAUUCCUUCAGCCAGGGUGGAAGCCAAUUCACGACCAGGGAAAAAUGCUUAGCUGGGUGGAUGUAUGCUUCCUGCCUUUAGGUCUACUAUAUCACCAAAGUUAAAGCUCUUACUUUCAGUAUAAGGAACACUACUGCUAUUGGCACUGGGAAGGACAACUAACAUACUGUCUAGGGUGAGGAUAACUUCACUGUAGAUGAUGAUCAUCUACCAGUAUUGUUAUCGUUUUAAUACUUUUUGAACCUGGAUAAAUGAGUACUAGCGCGGAAGCAAAUCCAAUAUGAAAUCGAACAAGAAAAAUAGAGAAUAGAACGAACAAAGAAAAGACACCAAAAUUACAUAGAAAACCCCUCCAAAGCGGAGGGAGAAAAACCACCGGGAUGGACAUGCGAGUAAAUCCACUAUGAUGACGAUCAAAGAAUAAUCUUCAAAGUACAAAGUUGUGGAGUAAGUAGAAAACUCCCAACAUAAAGAAAAGUAUACCUGGUAUUUUAUAAUUUGGAGAAGUUGAAAACUGGUAUGUCUUCAACAACAAAAGACUCCCGAUGUAUAGCCUUGUAAAAUGGCUUAUGAGAUGUGCCAAUAGACAUUAUAAACAACACUCUCAUAAAUCCACGUGAAACCCUACACACAAUUAACUCAAUGUGAUAACUUCCGUAACUUCGCGAGUCUUGGAAUUAGUUUGAGGCAUCAAUACCAACAAGUAUACCAGGAUUGUGUACAGACACCAUAAAGUAUCCAUGUUGUAUGUAAUCCAUAUGCAUCAUUUCAUAUAUUUGGUUACCCUACAGCUUGGAGCAUCUUCGAAUCUCGUUUGAUUAAUAAUAUCGAACAACACACCUUCCUAUAGUCUAGAAGACGCAGUCAUGUUGAUGAUAACGAUAUGAUAAUUUAAUUUAAAAGAUAAAAUAUAACCCGUUAUUUUGGAUUUACCGGAAUAUAUUUUAUUUAAGUGGGAGAAGACAUUUUUCAAUUAAGAUCAAGAUGAUGUAACCAUCUUUAUGUAUGGAAGGGAAGACAAGACGUAGCAUGUUGUAGAUCAGCCAACAAAGUUUGUUUCCAUCACCAUCUGGUCUUAUAGCUUAGUAAGGGAUCUUCAGUUUCUUCGACAUAACAAAGGGCAGUCUUUGUUUAGUUUACUGUAGUUUAUGUGUGCGGAUGUUCCCUAGCUAGCUCUCUCGUCAAUUUUGAUAUAUAGGGGCAGUGGGUCAUUGGGACAAUAAUAUUAAUGGGCGGUGUCCUUAACUAGCUAGCCACAGACAUCUCUUUAGGGUAUAACCACCCUCCAGCCAGACAUAUGUUAUGGACAUGUUUUGGAUCUUAACUUUGGACAUAUGUUAAUUAAUUUGUUCAUGUUGACUUUAAAUAACAAAUUAAAUAUUGGUGGGCCUUUUCGUUAUUGUUAAACCAACUUCGGUUCGGGCACAUAGCUAUAAAAUUACGGAUCCUUUAUUAUAUGUUGAUUGAGCCAUAUUUACCUAUUUGUAUUCAAACGACCUAUUAAUCAAACUGCGACGCAUUGUUGUAGUGCAUUGACACUCAGAGGUAAUGCAUUUUUAAUUGUGGAUGUGGUCAAGCUAAUGUAACGAUGGUGUAUUCUUUCAGGUUUGAGUGUUUGUCUAAUUCUAUGUUCGUGCAUGCGAUAAUAGAACAAAUUUUAUUAAUGAGAUCGAGUGGUGCAGUAUCUCCCUACAAAGCAAACAAACCGUAUACAAGAAUCAAACCCAGCCAGUUUUGUCAAUCAUAAACAUGGCCCAGUUCGGAUCUGCCGUAUGUUACAUUAUGAACUGAUAACUAUUCGGCCCAACAAUAAUAUACAGAGCUGGAUCCACAAUACCCAGUCCUGGCCCAAAACGGAGCUAGCCAUGAAACCAUGAUUUGCUGCACUGAAUGCAGGCUAAAUUAUAAUUAUCCUAUUCAAUCUCCAAUACCAUUGCAUUUAGAUUAGACAGAUUAGGGACGGGUUAGCAUGCUAACCCCUUAAGGGUUGGUUUUUUGAUACCCCUUUUAAUUGGUCAAUUUUUCAUUAAUUAUUGACAAAUAUUAAUGAAAAAAACAUAAUAAAUGUUCUGUUAUUAAAUACAAAGUAAGUAUUAAAUACACCACAUUAAUUACUUGUUUUUUAAAAAAAUCUAAACAUAUACAAAAUACAAUUCUCUCUCUCAUCUUUGAUCUUUCUCACUUCUAUCUCUGAUUCUUCCUUUCCGAGCAGCCUACGACCAUCACACUUCGCCGGUAAAAUCCGCCGACAAACUCUCUCCGGUCACAUGCAAAAAUAUACCACUGCACUGAUAUGUUGUACCACUUUACUGGUAUUUGUACCACUGCACUGAUACUCAGAUAUGACAUUGCUACCAGUGCACUGAUAUCGCUACCAGUGCAGUGGUAUAUCUACCAGUACAGUGGUAUAUUUUUUGGAGGUGGUCGGAGGGAGUCUGCCGAUGGGAUUUUCACCGGAGAAGUGUGGCGGUCGGAGGAAGUCUGGUGGUCGGAGACUGCUGAAAAAGGAAAAAUCAAAUAUAUGUGACGAUUUUCUACCUGUCGUCGAUGAAAGGAUACAGAAAGUCAGAAAGUUGAUCGGGGAAACUCCAGAAGCAAUCCCAGGGGUGAUUUUGCUUAUCAAGAAUGGAAACCCCUGCGGGAAGAAGAACGUUGUGGUGGCGCUCUUCGGCCUUCUAAUGUAUCAGGGAACAACCAGAGAGUGUGGAGAACGGCGUCGUUCCGAUUCUAAUCGAAGUCGUUUCGGUACGGACAAGGAAGAGCUGGUGGCAGAUUCGAUGGCAGUGCUUGCUUCCCUAGCGGAGACGGUGGAAGGGACGAUUGAGAUCGUGAGAUAUUCUAGGUUGGCUGUGGCUAUUAAGGUCUACAAUCGAUGCGGUUCGUGCGUGGCGAGAAAGAGCACUGCAUCUCGAUCUUGUGGUCUCUGUGCAAGAAUGGCGGAGCGGAAGUGGUGUAGGUUUUAAUUUGAAAAAAAAAACAAAUAAUUAAUAUGGUGCAUUUAAUUCUUAAUGUGUAUUUAAUGUGUGUAUUAAAUUAUAUAGUUGUAUUUAAUAUACUAGGGGGUGUCAUUUUUCCAACCCCUAAGGGGGGUUAGCAUGCUAACCGACCCCGACAGAUUAUAGUUAAAAGUGGAUGAGACAGCAGCAUCACUAUUCUCGCCGAAGGGUUGGAAAAAUGAUAUCCAUAUUAAUUAUAUGAUUUUAAGGUAAUUAUUUUGUGUUACAUUUAAUAAUCUGUCUGAAUUAAAAAUUCAUAUUAAUUACUUUCUUUUUUUGCAUUAGUAGUUGUACCAGUACAAUGGUAUCUGUGUACAGGUGCAAUGGUUGUUGUAUCAGUACUGUUGGGGAUGUGACUCGGAUCUCAACACGCCGAAGAAAUACCCAAGGAUGCU